CCGCGGCGGCGGCCCUGCCAGGAGCGCGCACGUCGCCGCCACGGCUCCCUGCAGCUGCUUGGCCCGGCUUGGCUCGGCUCGGCCCGCUCCGCCGCCUGUGUUUCCUUGCUUGCCCGUCAGCCUGCCUGCCAGGGAGGCCGCAAGCCGGGGGCCGCGGGGAGGGGCCCAGGGCCCCGCCAGGCAUCGCUCCGGCCCUCGUCCAGCCGCGCGCCUGACGGACCCGCCGCCGCCGCGUCCCCAUCCCCCCCACGCUGAAUCCCGCAGAAAAUGAUGCAUCCUGUUGCCAGCAGUAACUCCCCUUUUUGUGGGACUGGAAAGAGUUCUUGCCUUAAUGAUGACAACGUAACGCCUACUGAUCAGUUUGAUUUAUACUCCACACAACAAACCAAGUAUAGCCACACAGUCAGCCACAAGCCAAUACCAUGCCAGAGACCUGAUGCAUUAAAUGAACCACACUUGCAAACCACAAGUGGCAGGAGUAUAGAGACGAAAGAUGAACUAAAGAAAAAGAAGAACCUCAACAGAUCUGGUAAACGUGGAAGACCAUCAGGGACCACAAAAUCAGCAGGAUACAGAACAAGCACAGGUAGACCACUUGGGACCACCAAAGCAGCUGGAUUUAAGACAAGUCCAGGCAGACCCUUGGGUACAACUAAGGCUGCAGGAUACAAAGUCAGCCCAGGGAGACCACCAGGUAGCAUUAAAGCUCUAUCACGACUUACGAAUCUAAGUUAUACUUGUAGCAGUGCAGCUUUCCCCUACGCUGUGGUGCAUAACAGAGGGGUGCAUGCUGCUGGUGAAACAAGUAGCAAAAUCAAGCAACCCAGUGAGUGGAAAAAGGAGGAAUUAGAUAACAUUUCCUAAGUAAUUCUUUUUAAAUUAUCUGAGUUGUGGCAUGUUUUUUCACUACUUUUGUAACUUUUCCAUUGCCUUCUUUCCUACAUUUUUAAACAGAUAUCAUAUCUUAAAUCACUUAAUGUUUCUCAUGUUUACAAGAGGACUCCUCAGCGAUGCUCUUGUGUUUCCAGAAAGCGAUUUCUAAUACUCUAAGUGUCAAAGUUAAUGUCUGGCCAUUUUGGUUGUUUGCUUAUUCAGUUACCAAUCCAUAUUGCAGUGUUUUGGUUCCUAAGUUAUUUACAGCCCAAUCCAGAGGGCACAGCGGCUAGGGAAGGUGUUGCUUCCACGCUGCUGCAUCAUGUCCAAAAGGGGCAUGGGAAUGCUCAAAAAGAAAAAAAACAACAACACACCAGCUGCCUGAAAAGCGCCAGUGGAGCAAAAUGGACUUAUGCCACACUUUCAUAUGGUAUACAUCUGUGGCUGGAGAGGGGACAUUCCUGGGCUGAAAGCCGGGUGGAAGCCAAUUAAAGUCAACUCCACCCUCAGGAAUACCCCAGCCCCAGUCGUGCUGCCAUCCUCUGGUAUGCUGAUGCGGCUCUGGAGGAGGCAGCAUCUUCCAGGUCAGGUUCCAUGGAGCGAUGUGGUGCCUGCUCACCACCCUGUUUGCCCUCCCUGCCAGUGUAGUUGCCACUUAUGCCAAUUGGAUGGGCAAGUGCAUCAGUGCGGGCUCAUACCAUUCCCAGGAUGUGCUUCAUCCCACCCCCCCCAAUUGGGCUACCCAGGUCACAAGAAAGUCUUAGUUAAAAAUAAGUCAGGACAGAUUAAGAGAAAUCUGUUGUACCAAUAACAGCCGUAAAUAUUUUACAAUAUAUGUGUUCACUUUUUUUAAAAGGGAAGGGAGAAGAAAAAGAAUGGAAUUUUCCACAAUUGCUGGAACUUAACACUGACCUCAGAUAUCUGUAGAUGCUUUGAGAACUAUAUUUUUUUGAAAAAGUGAUCAUUCCAGGCAGUCGUUUAGUUAAAAUAUCAGUUUCAAUAAACUCAAGCAGUUUUUCAAAAACAUUUCAUGUAGCAUCUGAGCUAUAUUCUGUUUUGCCAUGAAAAUAUGGUAGCUCUCUUAGUUAUUCUAACUAAUGAAUACCGACUUGCAAUUUAUAAAAGCCUAAAACUAUAUAUACCAAAUUGUUUUAUAGGCAUUUUAAAAAAAGAUUAUCAGACACUUAAUACGCAGCCAUAAUAAACGUGGCUGAAAAGCUGUACUAUCCAGUUGAUUUCAGUGAUGUUUGUUAUAUGCAAGUAUGUGCAGAAUUGUGUCCUGUAUUCCAAAAUCUGUCAGCAAAUAGGAAUUCUAAUUGACUUAAUAUAUGCACAAAUGGUAGCAGUUGUUAGGAUUUCAAAUCUUUGAUGUGGUUGAAAAUUAUUCUUUUGAGAUAGAUGACAUUGACAUUUUUAAUCAUUUUUCCAGUAGGACUCUUUAUUAGUUAUCACAUAUACUGUAUCUAAAACAGCAUAUAUCUACCAAAGGAUGACAUUUAAUAGUUCAUAAAUGAGAACUACGCAGUUGAUGUCCAAACAAGUUGCUAUUUGAUGUGUUUAUGGACCCCAUAUAUACAACAGACUGUAUAGGAAUACAUCUAUGCAUGGGAGGCGCAGAAUUAUAAUUUUUUUGAUAUUUUGUGCACCUAAAAAGAAAUGUUCGCAUUGAACUAGAUUUGUUUUUUAAAUGUGUGUAUGAGAGACAAUGUAUAAUGCACACAUUAUGUUGUAUGAAAAAUCUCUCAUUAUUGAAUAUAUUCCAAAUAUUCCUUGCUUACAUCUAACAUUUCAUUCUGAAAAUAAAUUUACAUAUAAUUGUAGAUUAAAAUUCUAAAUUUGUAUCCUCAAAUACACGAGAGGGGGUUAUAAAUAAAUAUUUGCAAAAUCAUGGGGACAGAACUCUUUCAGGUUAAUGAGAUUGAUGAAAAUUAACAGUAUUGAUUCCUUUUUUCUUUGUGAGAUAAAUGUUGUGGCCUGCUGACAUGUUGAUGACACUCUGAUUUCAGUAAUGACAACUUAAGAAAUGAAUGUCAUUUCAUGCCUUUUUUAUCAGGAAAAAAAGCAGCAAGCCUCCAGGUGUUCCAGUGAUGCCUAACUCAUAAUGAGCUGGACUUUAUGCUGUAUUUUAUAAUAGAUGUGUUGAAUUGAUUUGGGGGAACUAUGUAUGCACUGGCAACCAUGAACCUCAACAGUACUGGAAGGCUCUUUAGUCAUGUAAACUGAUGGCAGCUAAACUGCUAAAAUAGUUUUUUGCUGAAACUAUGAAGCUCUUUAUAUAUUUUGUUCUUCAAGAAACUUCAGAAGUAUGACAUCUUUUUAUUAAUGUUUCCCACAGUGGUGCAACUUCUGUCACAUACUAUGUUAAUGUGAGCUUAUUCACCCUCAGGAUAUAUAUUGUGCUGGCUGUUUUGUUAGAUGAUUUUUUCCCAACCAAAAGGCUGCUUCAGACCCUUUCUGAACUUUCUCUUGGGAAGCAGCUGAAUGUAAAAACUACAGGAAUGGCAUACCUUAUUGGCAAGAAGAAAGUUGCAUGUCACCAGUGUACCUUUGAAUAACCUACUUCUGUUUUUCUCUUUUUAUAUCUCUUGCUUCUCACUUGUGUGCAUCUACUCAGUGGUGCGAUGCAGUGUGUUAGGAGACAAUGUAGGUGCACUAUUGCUCUAAUGUAAUGAAUUUCGUAUUCAAGUUUGAUGAGAAAAUAAUGAAAUCAUCUAAGCUAUUUAUGCUAAUUUCUAGUUCUCGUUAAAAGCUCGAGUUGUGAGCUGCAUAAAUGAAAACAGGAAAAAAGUUUCUUUAAAGGGCAGUUUGACACCCUGGAUUUGUCAGUGAGGCCAGAAGAACACUGUUGGGCAUUUCUAGAUUCCAGUUUAUUUUAUCCUCUGCUGCGGUUUACAAGUGCCAUGCUGGGGGUGGGGGGUGGGGGGAGAGAAGUCAAGAACCUGAGAUGUUUGAAUGGUAUAUUCAAAUAUUUUUGCUACUCAUGUAUAUAGUCUUCAGAAUACAUUACACUUUUCUUUUUUGUAACUGUCUCUUGCCAUGACAAACACUGAAACAGCAUGUUAAUUACUAUACGUUGAUAUUAUUGGAAAGUGAGGGAGGGGGCCUCUUGCCCCGAUAGUAUUACUAGAUGAUUUAUAACAGUGGUACUCACUCUGCAGCUAACAGACAGCCACAUUUGCAAUUACCACCAUACAGAAGCCACAUUAUUAUUGUAUGCCCUGUGAGCCACCCACCAAACAUACACUCACAACAAUAUAACUAUAAAUAUUAAAUGUAUAACUAUAGCUUUUAAAUUACAUCUGAGCAUGCAGGGUCUCUCCCCAACACUGCCAGCCCUUGGGUACAUGGAAGAGGACUUGCAUGUCAGGAUUGUGGCACAGAAUUGUGCAAGCAUUUAUGUUCUCUGGAGUUCUUUAUUGACUGGCUGUUCAAAAAAAUGCUUCACCAUGUUAAAACUGCCCUUAAAGUUGAAUUCUAAUGUUGAAGGCGACGGAUAAUUAGAAUCUCACUCUGUUCUAAGCAGUCAACAAUGGUAAGCCCCGUUCUACUACAUUGUUUAGCUGCAUGUAUCAAUCUAGUCUCUUAACACAGAAAUCCCUGCAUGACCUUAAAAUAAUCCAUCGUAGGUUGUGCUGUGUUUUAAAAAUACAAGUGUCAGUUUUCAUGAUUAAUAUGGGCUCAGGAUGAAUACUUCAGUUUCUAAACAGCUGCUUGUAACUUUCCCUUCUUUCUUCAUCUCAGAAAUCAGAUAGGGCUGGAUGGCUUGAGAACCACCAUAUUCAGAUUCUCCUGAUCCAGGGAUUGUGGAGAUGCUAACAAGAUCAUUCUGUGCAUGUUUACUCAAAAGUAAAUCCUAUGUUGUUUAGUGGGACUUACACUCAGGUAAGUGUGCAUAGGAUUGAAGACUAAACGAUACACUUGCAGAUGUGUGAGGGUUUAGAAGAUGUCUGAAGCUCAAUGAACUACUAGCCAGCUGAAUUUUCAGUGGACUCUGCAGAGGAAAGGAUGGACAAAAUACCUGUGUUUUCUCUGUUUGCUUUGCCUUGUGGUGGGGAGUGAGCAAGAAGGCAGAAAUGUAAGUAACGGACACUGAGGCUUCGACUUAGGAGCCGGGUUGGGUUGGGCCAUCAGUGUUUUAAAGGGCUCAGAGCUCAAGUGAGAAAGAUAUGGCCAGGGGUACUGUGUUUCAUGUGAGGCAGAGAGCAGGAAGGCAGCGAGAGAAGGAGCAAUGUGAAGCUUCUCUGCCCAAAAAGCCUGUGAACCGUUUACUUCUCAGCCUUCUCACUGUCUCACCAGCAUAAGACAUAGCAGCUCAGGUGACACAGUGAAAUUGUCAUGGUGUCUGGAGGAAAACUAACUGAUUGUGGACAAGAAAGAAUAAAAUCAUCACUCUGCCAUGGUCAGCUUGCUCUUUUCCUGGAUGGCUGCUGUGGAUAAUAAGUUUUUUAAAUUUUAUUUUAUUAAAUUUAUAUCCCUCCCUCUUCCCAACCAAGGUCUAGCUCAGGGCAGCUUACAGGGCUUUAAAACAUCAAUAAUACAAUAAACCCCAUAUAAAUAUAACACAGCUAAAGCCUCAACAUUGAAUCUAAUUGAUGGCGAUUUAAACAGUAUUGUCUUUAACCCAUAAUAUAUAACCCCAUCUCAGCAAUUUACAGCAUCCGAGAGUGGGUAGAGCAGAAAAAAAGGGGAGCAUAUUUGUCAUUUAUAGACAGUUGGUCAAUGGUGAUAGAUGGGAGGCCAGCAAGAUGGCGUAGCAGACAUCAGGUGGCCUCAACCAAAGGCCCAGUGGAACAUCUCUGUCUUACAGGCCCAACAGAACUGUAUAAGAUCCUACAGGGCCCUGGUUUCAGCCGACUGAGCUCUAUCAGCCGACUGAGCUCUGGUUAAAGUCAGCCUGAUGUUCCUGGUACCAGGGACUACUAGAAGACUGUUAGUGGAGGACCGAAGUGUCUUCCAGGGGCAAUAUGAGCUCUUCUCUUGUUCUGGUUAUUGACCAGGUACAGGGAUGAAAGUGCAGAAGCUGCAGAGAAGAGUCAUAGAAGCAUGUAACACUGCAGUUGCUCUGGCAGUGGCUGUUCAAGAUGGGAACCACCUACCAAUAACAAGCAGCACCAGACCUUGCCUGUUUCCCUUGAAAUACAGAGUUGGUGCCACAUUGAGCAGUGGUGCUCAGAGGAGCCAUAGAUAUCAUGUCAAAGAAUCAUACAUGUCUCCUGAGCCACUGAGUGAGUAUCACUGAUUUAUAAAGCAAAAUGGAUCAUUUUUAUAUUAUAUACCUUAAUUCUGCUCUUCAUAAGCUAAGAUUGUUGAUGUGUAUUGGCAUUGUUCAGAAAAUCUACAUGUCACAUUUAUGUUCAUUUUAAAUUUUGGUUAAAUAUAGAAUUUUUAGUUUGUUUCGUCUUUUAAUAAUGCAUUUAGCACAUUUAAACAUUAAUAAGGAUCUGUAUUACAGUCAAUAUUUUAAAAACACAAAUUGCUGUUCACUUUCUUAUGAAAUUUACUUAAACUGUAGAACCAAAAAACUUUACUGGUAUUUUGAAGUCUUGCACUGGAUAUUUUCAAAUUAUUGACACACAUCGGCGGACGUUUCAUAACAAAGAUGCUAACUGUAGUGACAGUAGCACUUUUUUCUUUUUAGACUGGCAAUUUUUUCUGUGUGCAAUUCAGCUAUUUCAUGUGCAUGAUUUUUUGAAGAUAAAAUGUCAUUGAUCAGACAUUGUUUUGUAGUGGUCCAUUUUGAUUAUGCUUCAGAGUUUCUUUUAGUUGUAAACUAACCUAGACCAGUCAAAAUAAUACAAAAGGGAUGAAAAAUUCCUUGGUCCAUGAUGCAGAAGAUCUUUGAUAUUAGAGCAUUUUUUCCAUUGUGAAGGAUUUUGAAAGGCAGGAUAAUGGAUAUUGCCAGUAUUUACUUCCUAAGUUGUCAUUCUUUUACUGUAUGUACAGUGCAGUAUCAUGCCACUUAUUAAAUACAAAGCAAUCGCUUGCUUUAUGAUCACACAGCACUUCUUUGUAUUAUGCAUAUAUUUUUAAAUAGCUCAAAACAUUAUAAAUACAUAUCAAAAAAUACUAUAGCAGCCUUUCCUUAUGAUUUUCCCCCAAAUAGAUAAAUCUAAGUUCUGCAGUGUGUAAUCUGUUUCAUCUUGAAAGUAAUAGUCAUGUUAUCAAAAUUCAAGAAAUGCUUAAAAUUUAAGUGGGCCAUUCUAAGGUUUUUUCAUGACUUCUUUUGAUGGGAACAAUACCCAUUAAAUAUCAUCACCCUGUCUUCUGCUGUAUAAAGUCUGAUUAGAUACUGUAUAUGUUCUUACGUACAUGAACUUCAGCUACUCGUGUGCAAUUAAUUGUCUGUAUGGGAAUGGAGUAGUGUUCAUGAUCUGUAUUUACGUCAUCAUAUGGAUGUAUAUUUAUUAAUAAAGUAAUUGCAUUAAACACUAAA
This is a messenger RNA of Sphaerodactylus townsendi, 7306 nucleotides long. RefSeq names its product linkage group 03 C5orf24 homolog (gene LG03H5orf24). NCBI's taxonomy places the organism in Eukaryota, Metazoa, Chordata, Lepidosauria, Squamata, Sphaerodactylidae. Bases 268 to 864 code for a protein of 198 amino acids. The record is from RefSeq and is a predicted model, not a curated record. The transcript is spliced from 2 exons.